Molecule: messenger RNA, 2310 nt
Organism: Plasmodium gaboni
Lineage: Eukaryota; Apicomplexa; Aconoidasida; Haemosporida; Plasmodiidae
Exons: 1
Coding region: 1-2310 (769 amino acids)
Source: RefSeq, a predicted model, not a curated record
AUGAACUUAGAAAGUGAACCAAAUAUUUUAUUAAAAGAAAAGAACGAAGAAAAGGUUAUUAUAAAUAAAUGUGACGAUUCCAAUAAAAUAAACGAAAAAGAAAAAAUUUCUGCUGUUGAAAGAGGGGUUACUAAUGCAUCGGCACAUAUAAGUAAUGACAAUAUAAAUAAAAAUCAAGACAAAAACAAAAAAAAAAAAAAAAAAAAUAAAAAUAAAAAUAAAAAUAAAAAUAAAAAUGUAAAUAUAAAUAAUACACAUAUAAAUAUAAAUACUACUAAUGAUAAAAAUUUUGGACAGGGGAUGAACGAAUCAGAGGUCAUUCAGAGUGACAAUAUUAUGAAUAUAAAAAAUGAUAAAAAAUAUAUUUUGGACUCCAGUUAUAAAGAAGAAGGAAAUGAGAACAACAGGAACGACACAAAUAAUAAUAAUAAUAAUAAUGAUAAUAUUAAUAGUAGUUGUAGUAAUAAUUAUCAGAUAAAAAAAAAAAUUACCCUACUGAAAAGAAAUGAUAUUAAAGAUGAAAAUUAUAACAAUGCAAAAAUAACCACUCUAAAUAACAAAAAUAAUUUAAAGAAUAACAACAAUAAUAAUAAUAAUAACAAAAAUUACAACCACAAUAAUAAUAAUAAUAAUAAUAAUAAUUUCUGUUGUGAAAAAACAUUAGAACAAAGAGAAGAGGAAUAUAAUAAAAUCAGGGCUAGGAUUUUUUCAAAUUUCAAUAAAAAACCAAAAAAUAUUCAGAAAGUAGAACAAACUAAUUUAAACCAUACAUAUUUAAAUAAUAAUAUAAUUAAUAAUAUAAAUAAUGGAGAUAACCAAUAUGCAUAUAUUAAUAACCUUUACAAUAUAUAUUAUAAUAAUCCAUAUAAUAAUAUAUAUAGACAAAAUAAUAUUCCUAUGUCUAAUAUAAAUAAUCAAGCAUCUAAUAUUGAAAAAAUAAAUAACCCAUAUUAUUUUAAUCCUAAUCAUAUAGCUUAUACAAAUUAUAUAUACACCACACAAAAUAAAAUGAACAAUAUAAAGACAAGUCAAAUAUGUCAUUAUGAUAUAAAUAAUAAUAAUAUUAACAAUAAUAAUAAUAUUAACAAUAAUAAUAAUAUUAUUAUUAAUAAUAAUCUUUCAUUAUGUAAUACUCAGAUGGAUAGCUAUAAUAAAACAAAAAAUAAUUUUAAUAAAGGCACAAAUAAUUUUAACAACUCAAAAAAUAAUAUCAUUCAUAACAUAAAUGAUACAAAUAAAAAUAUAUAUGAUGCAAACGGUAAUCUUAUUAUUAAUAAUAAUAAUAAUAUGUCUUAUAUACAAUUAAAAAUGAACAACAAUAUAAAUUUUAAUAUACACAUGAAAUCACCAAUUAAUCAACAACAUAAUAAUAUUUUUAAUAUAAAUGAGGAUCCAAACUUUUUUAAUGAACCUACAAAUAAAAUGAAAAAAAAAAAUAAAGAAAAAAAAAACAUACAUUUUAAUAAUAAUAAUAAUAAUAAUAAUAAUUGUUUAUGUAAUGAUAUUAAUCAAAAUGAUCAUAAUAAUUGUAUUAUAAAUAACAACGAAAAUUUCAAUCAUAUCAAUAAUGUCAAAAAUACAGAACAAAAUUUACAAACUAAACACAAUAAAAUGUCUCAAGUUUCGAAGCAGUCAAACAGUAAAAAUAAUAAAAAUAAUAUUCAAUUAAAAAAACAAAUUAAUAUUAAUACAAAUAAUAAUUUAGAUAAUAAAAACAGUUCACAUAUAACAAAAAAUGUUAUUCUUGAUGAAAAUAAAGUAUCGUCAACUCAUGCAAAUAAUUCAAAUGAAGUAAUGACAAAGGAAAAAAAAAAGAAAAACAACAAUAAAAAAAAAAAAAAUAAUAAUCUCAAUAAUAUUAAUAAUAAUAAUAUCAAUAAUAUUAAUAAUAUCAAUCAUAUCAAUAGUAUGAAUAAUAUCAAUCAUAUAAAUAGUAUGAAUAAUAUCAAUAAUAUCAAUAAUGCAAUGUACUUUCAAAAUAUAAAUAUUCAAAAGGAUGAUUCAAAUAUAGCUCCUUUAUAUAAGAACAAAAAAAAUAUGGAUUUCAAUAAUUAUCAACUUAAUCAUAUACAAAACAAUAUGAUACAAAAUAAUAUAAUGACAAAUAAUGUUAUGCUAAAUAAUAAUUUACAAACACAUCAUCUUAAUUAUAAUUUAAUUAACUAUUCAUAUGAACCUCUUUAUGAAGAAAACAUAAUGAACGACCUAGAUUAUUGUAGAGAUAUAUCUCUAUAUGAAAAAAGAUAUGAUAGGGGUGAUAAUUUACAACAAAAUCAUAAGCGUUAUGAUAUUGACUUCCCCUCCUUAUAA